UUUCAGUCUUUGGUUUUCGGUAAAUCGGUGUAGUUAGUCGGAACUAUUUGAGAGGUUGGACGCGCUUCCGGAAGCUGUCAGCCUGGAACACCGCAUCAACUGCAAUGAAUUUUGAGUGGCCCUGGCAGUACAAUUUUCCCCCGUUUUUUACACUACAGCCCAAUGUUGAUACGAGACAGAAACAGCUGGCGGCAUGGUGCUCUCUGGCUCUGUCUUACUGCCGGCAUCACAAGCUCUACACCCUGGACGUCAUGGAGGCUCAGGAAAGCCCUGUGUUCAACAACAAGAAGAUAGAACGAAAACUGUCAAUGGAAGCAAUUCAAGUUGUGUUUGAAGAAUUGAGGAAAAAAGGGAACCUGGAAUGGUUGGACAAAAACAAGUCCCGGUGUUUAGUCAUGUGGAGGCGACCGGAGGAGUGGGGCAAGUUAAUAUACCAGUGGGUUUCCAAAAACGGGAUGGUCAACUCCGUGUUUACGCUUUACGAGUUGUCCAACGGCGAUGACACAGAGGGUGAAGAGUUCCACGGUUUAGAGGAGUGGAUGCUGCUGCGCUCGUUGCAGGCGUUACAAGCAGAAGGCAGAGCAGAGAUCAUCACCAUGGACGAUGGAAAAGGGGUCAAGUUCUUCUGAAACGGUGCUGGAAUUCAACACACACACUCUGUCUGGGAGCCGUCAUACUGUACCUAACAGGAAAAUGUUCAGAUUGAGCCAUUUAAGGCUCCACACACCUCGACACCCGGCCCGGAGGAUGCUGGUCCUGCAAUUGUCGUUGCCUUUUGGUUUGCCCGAGUUUGAAGCUUUUUCUUAUCAGAAGAGAACGAAUAUCAUCUCUAAGUGUUUGGGGUUGGGGGGGUACUAUAGGUGACACUGUGUUUUACGUUGUCACUGUUCUUGGGGUUUGUUGCCAUUUAAACAUGCAAUGUGUCUAUCAGGGUAAACACUAUCAUGUCUGAAUAGUCUUGGGGAAAACAUCCCCCUGCCAGCUGUAACUUUUCUCUUUCUCUUAUUGUAAAUACGACCAGUUUUAUCCAGAUAUUCCCUCUUAACAAAUUUCCUCGGUAUAAUUAGUUGUGGACCUUGCGCUCGGCUGCUGUUCCUCUGUUCCAGCCAGACAUCGUAAAGAAAUCCCAGACCACAACACCAGGGGGACUUUUUAUUUUGAGAAUGAAUGCUUCCAGAAGAGGAACACUGCAGAGACUCAGCUGCGUGUAGUGAUAGUGGACUUCAUGUACAGACUGCUGUCGUCCUAUUAUUGUGCAGUAGCUACUGUGACACUCCUGUUAUCCUCUUUCUCUCUCUCUGCAUAUCCAACCUCAUUUUUUCAUAUCCAAUAGAAAAAUAAAUUAGAAAUUUGCUAAA
Scatophagus argus is the source of this 1358-nucleotide messenger RNA. RefSeq names its product vacuolar protein sorting 25 homolog (gene vps25). The coding region runs from base 105 to 629 and encodes 174 amino acids. Gene Ontology annotation, biological process: protein transport to vacuole involved in ubiquitin-dependent protein catabolic process via the multivesicular body sorting pathway. Gene Ontology annotation, molecular function: structural molecule activity; protein homodimerization activity. Lineage: Eukaryota; Metazoa; Chordata; Actinopteri; Scatophagidae. The transcript has 6 exons. Gene Ontology annotation, cellular component: ESCRT II complex. The record is from RefSeq and is a predicted model, not a curated record.